AUGAGCCCACUAGGCCACGUGCAGCAAACCAAAUCAUCAUCAGCUACAACAGCAACUGCAGCAGCAGCACCAGCAGCAGCAGUACCAACAGCAGCAGCAGCAACAGCAGCAGCAAUAGCAACAGCAGCAGCAGCAGCAGCAGCAGCAGCAGCAGGAGACGGACGAAUCUGCGUUCAAACCUGCAGCAGCAGCACAACUUCCAACAAGCAGCAACUGCAACAGCAACAACAACAACAACAACAACACGAGCAGCAGCAGCAGCAGCAGCAGCAGCAGCAGCAGCAGCAGCAGCAACAAACCUUCAUGGGUUCUCCCUUAGUGCACCGACAGCAGCAGCAGCAGCAGCAACAGCAACAGCAGCAGCAGCAGCAACAGCAGCAGCAGCAGCAGCAGCAGCUUACAUGGAUUUAUCCUUAA
Molecule: messenger RNA, 417 nt
Organism: Eimeria maxima
Lineage: Eukaryota; Apicomplexa; Conoidasida; Eucoccidiorida; Eimeriidae
Exons: 3
Coding region: 1-417 (138 amino acids)
Source: RefSeq, a predicted model, not a curated record